CCAAAACGCUCAGAUAUUAGCUCAAAGGCAACGCUCACAUGUUGAGAGAGAGAGAGAGAGAGAGAAAAUCAUGCUCCAGAGCGUUUACUAUGGCCAGAUUGGCCAGAGGGAUGUAGAAAGGUUGUUGGGAAAAUAUGGAAAGGAUGGAAGCUUCCUCUUGAGAGACAGCCAAAGCGAGCACGGAGCUUUGUGCCUCUGUGUCAGGAAAGCUCCAUAUGUGCACACGUACAGGAUUAUCCAGUCACCUCAAGGCUGGGCGGUGGAGACUCAGAACAAGGCGAAGAUACAGUGGUUCCCGUCCCUGGAUAUACUCGUUGAAUCCUACAAAGUGACUCCUCAUAACAUGGUUCCUCUUCUGUAUCCGCUUGAAAAAUCACAUCUCAGUGAAGAGGAGAGACAAAAUAGAGAAUCGGAUUACAUGGAAAUGUGACGAUCCAGUGAGACACAAUGAGGGGGAGUGUGUCUGUCUAUAUAAAUGUUCCCUUUUCUGAACUUCUGUUUAGAAGGCAAGCAUUUGUUCAUCUAUCAAAUGAGAUACUUAUCUUUAUCUUUGUUUAACUGGUUUGUUUUUUAUUCUCUUAAGUGACCUUACUGGCCUUCUAGUAAUUGAAGUAUUAAUACCAUAAAAUAUUCCACAAGAUGGCGAUGGAGAUUUGUAAAUUCACCCACCCAGUAAAGACACCCACUACAUGACGUUAAUUCUGUGGGGUGGAUUCCAUGUCCUCAAAAUUUCCACCCAAAUGUGCUCAGUCUGUGCACUAGAUUAAAUGAAAAUGUUUGGUCUAUGCACCGGAUUGAGGAAGAUAGUGUAGUUUAUAAAAAAUUCUAACAGAAACUGUUUAUUAUGUGUGCUUGAUUAUCAAAAUCCCAAUAGAAAGUGUUUGAUCUGUAUACUUCAUUAGAUCGCUUCAGUAGAAUGAGACUCUGGUAUACUCCGCACCAAGCGUCUUUAAUAAUUAUAUAAGCUUUUGAUAAAAAAUGGCAGUAAUUUUAUCGAUGAUAAACCUGUUUGGAAGGAAAAUAUAUUUGUUUUAAUGAGAUGCUUGACUACAGGGGUGCCAGCAGCCAUAAUCCUGUUUUUUCUUCUUAUAUACUCAAGUUUCUGUUCUCCAUUUUAGGAUCUUAUAUAAGGGGAACUGUGUGUGUUUUUUAAGUUACUGGUAAAUGUCAGAUGGCAAAAAAAGAAAAUUACUUUUUGUAAUCAUGAACCUUUAGAGUAGUAGUGUAUAACAGUUCUUGUAUUGUUAUUAAUAAAACUACUUUAUAGGAAUAGAAACUGGCAAAAUGAAAGAACACGUGACAGCAUACAGAUACUCAUGAGGAAUCCCUUAUAUGAUGAUUAAAGUUGGGGAAUUCAGAAGCCUUAAAAAACAGCAAUAUUGUAUACUAAAUUCAGGAAUAGACUUCGAGUUUCCAGUUCACAGCUCUGAUGCUCAGGGUUUAAUCCUGAGUUUGGAGUAUGGCUUGUUUUCCCAUGUCUACGUGCAUUUCUUCUGGAUCCUCAGCCAUCUUUCCAGCUCCCUAAAAUGUGCAGAUAAAGUGACUGCUUAAAAUGCUCAUAAAAUUGUAUGCCCACCUCACCAGCAGUAUUCCUGGGAUAGAUACUUUUUUUUUCUUCACAAAAUACAAUACAACUCUUUUUGUGUUUGAUUACUUAAAAACCAAAUUGUACAAUUAGUAGUCUUAUGCAUUUUGCAAUCUUGUGUGUGACCUUUAUGUAAAAUGAUAGGCGUUUUGAUCUCUUUGGUAAUGCAUUGACUAGCCAAUAAUUUCCAAUAAGAGAAGAAAAUAUAAUACGGCAGAGAGAUAGUAAAUAAGACGCUUUUGGAAAGCCCCUGACUGUGGGCAAAAGCCAUCACUGUCUAGAGAUUACUCACAACAAGUGCUGAUCACAAGCCAUCCAUUGAAGUUGAAUGUGGUUUAUAUUUUUAGAAAAUGAAUUCCUAACCUGAUGACAUUUAAUUUGUUUGCACUAUGUUUUAAAUGUAUUUAUGUGUGAAAUCAACAAAAUGCAUCAAUAAAUUUGGCAGACUGACGUAACAUGCCAUUGCAAUUUAUUAUACUUGUACAUGUACAUUUAUUUUUGUAUAAAGUAUUUUACUGGUGUAAUUAUAAUGUUAAUGCCUGUGUGUUGUUACAGUAUUAUGACUAUUGUUAAUAGUAAACUAUGUAGUCACUUCCUUUUAAAGAAGGUUUCUAUCAAUUUGUAUUUCCCCUUAU
Molecule: messenger RNA, 2220 nt
Organism: Clarias gariepinus (North African catfish)
Lineage: Eukaryota; Metazoa; Chordata; Actinopteri; Siluriformes; Clariidae
Product: SH2 domain-containing protein 1A-like
Exons: 4
Coding region: 71-430 (119 amino acids)
Source: RefSeq, a predicted model, not a curated record